UGCCUCUACAAAGUCUGCUCCCCAUUGCUGGUCCGUCUGCUGCUGUUUUCCUUGUCCUCGCCUUCAACUCCUAGGUUACUGCCAUCUACCAGCAUCUGUAUCUCUGAUAAGGUGCUAUUUUAAGAUCUGUAUGUUGAUUAGUUGAUAAUACAUAAUUUAUAUCAUAUAAAUGCUAGCUUUAAUGAAGUAUCAUUAAACAAAAGAACUUUUUAUUUUCACGCGAUUUGUUCACCGAAUAACCCAAUACUGGAAUUAUUCACACACCAAUAUAUGGUAGAAAUAUAAUUAGCUUUGUUCAUUACACAAUGGAUAUAACUACUAUCUAUCUUCACUCAGAUUCUUCUUCUGCUUGUCGAUCGCUCAGCGGGAUACGCGUUGCAGGUCCUUAAGACUGCCGCAGAGGUUCCGCCUAGACCUGGCGCCUGAAACCGUUGUGAGGUCGGCCUCCGUAAUCUGGCUCCUCGCAGCGGGACGGGUAAAUAUCCAGUUGCAUGGGUGAUACCCCUCCAAGCCAUAGAGUUCGACGCUCUUGCAGCGAUGGGGGGGGGGGGGGAUUCUAAACGCAGAGCACCAUCACGCAAAGAUUCAUUGUUGUCUAUCAUGGAAUUGGAGUGUCCCAUAAUCUCCCCAAACAAAACAAGGACAACUACCAUAUCUUUUAAAACCUCGAGAUAGCAACCCUACUUAAAGAUAUAGACGAAUAUACAACAUCAAAUCAUUAUCGAACAGACGUGUAUCACUUGACGGGACAUGUAUCAUUUGAUUUCAAUUAAACUUGAUAAACUUGUUAUCUGGCUCACCUAUCAGGACAUUUGGAUCAUAUGUCUUCAUUACAGUUGUAUUGAGUACCGGGUUAGUUAGCUUCAAUGAAUAUAUCACCUGUACGUUUUAACAAUGGCUUCCAAUGAUUUUUCAUGUAUAAGUAAAGGAUCAGAUGCAGUUAUUAAUGAAUAUCGUUGCUCACCAUGCGAAGAGGCUGCAAAUAAUAUUGAGGCAGAGUUUUAUUGCAAACACUGUGGGAAGUUUUAUUGUGGAGAAUGCGUUAAGCCACAUCAACAGCUGUUUAAAACACAUAGAGUGAAUGGAAAGGAAGAAAUUGCUGUGUGGCCUGUACCCAGCGUCACUCUAGACCUUCUUGAGAAAUGUGACGUACACCCCAACAAGAAAAUAAAGCUAUUCUGUGAGGACCAUACUCAAGUGUGCUGCAAUACAUGUGUAUCUCUAAGUCACAGACAGUGCCCUAACGUUUCGCUGAUAUCGGACAGGGUCAAACUACAGUCAUCAGACAAUACCCGGGAUAUUCUAUCAGAAAUUAGCAUAAUUGUUAAAAUAUUGAUGAAGAGGCAAGAAAGGAGCAAUAAAAGCAUGCAGUCUAUAAAGGCUUCACACCAAGACAGAUUAAAAGAAAUAGCUGAACUUCGUCAUAAAGUCGGUGCUGCUUUAGACAAGUUGGAGCAAAACGCAAUUGAAGAAAUGGGAAAUAUCAUAACUAGCCUUAACAAACCCAUCACAGUUGAUAUCGACAACUGCUCCAAAUUUAUUGGGGAGUUAAAAAAGGUUCGUGAUAUUAUGCAAGACGUUGAAGACAAGAAUAAGGAGCUGCGCUUCAUCGCCAGGAUUAAAAGUCAGGAGAAAUUGAAGCAAUCGGAAACCUUUUUGCAGGAUACGGACCAGUCUCUGAAGGCAGGAAAAUCAAUAUCAUUUAAAGCUAAUACAGACAUUGAAACAUACCUGAAACUGUCAAGUCUCGGAAAGGCUAUAUUACUUCAGCCAGAAGCACAAAACCCUGAUCAAACAAUAUCUGUCUCAUAUUCACAGGGCAUAAAAUUGAUUCUUGACGGUCGACAAAAUUUGGAUAUCAUGGGUUCAUGUGGCCUUCCGAAUGGCGAAAUCCUUAUUUCAGAACUUUAUUCAGGAAAGGUCUUUCUGUUAGACAGAGACUUCAAUGUUAUGUGCAUUUGUGAAUUGACUUCUAAACCAAACACCAUAUGUCAGAUUUCAACUUGUGAAGUGGCAGUCACUAUGAAAUGGGGUGUGCAGUUUAUAUCUGUGGACAUACAGCGGCUGGUGAAAGGCAUGAAGCUUUCGUUUGUACAUCAGUGUGUUGAUAUUGCCUGUCAUAAGUAUAGCCUUUAUGUCACAUCCGGUACUGCCUUGUACCACUACAAGCUGACAGGGAGGCUUGUCAAGAAACUGUAUGAAGACUACACUGGUCGAAUGACAGUAACAGAUUGUGCGGUCAACUCAUCUGGCGACAAGAUUUAUGUUACCAAUAACUCUCACCACAAACUCCUAACCCUUGCCGUAGAUGGGACUGUACUAUCUACCUUUGAAGACCCAGAACUUCAAUCCCCAGGGGGCGUUCACGUGACGCCUAUAGGACAGGUAUUAGUCUGUGGACACACAUCCAAUAACAUUAUACAAGUGGACAGUUCGGGAACGAAGAAGCUUGCUACUCUGGUAACUGGUAGAAAAGGGGUCUCCUUUUUACGGCCUGUGUCGGUGUUCAAAGACAGUUUAAGUAACUGUUUAAUUGUCAGUCAGUGGAAUGGCUUUCAUAUAAUAAAGUUGGGCCUUGUUCAAGGUUAAAGCCCAGUGUGAUUGUUUAAUACAUGGUUUGUUAAUCAUUAUUUAAAAUAUGCCUGAAUUUGGCAUUGACAUGUAAACUGUAUAAUCAAAAACAUUGAGAUUAACUGAGGGUCUGUAGUCGACGCAUGAGUGGAAAACACGAUAUAAUAUGGUUUUGCGUACUUGUACAACAAACGUCUUAUGUACAUAAGCUAUUACGACAACACAUAGUUCACAUGUGUCUUAUGAUUGACUAAUUUCAGCUUUGGAAGACAUUUGCAAUAUAUUUAUACAAACUGCUUAUAAAAUGUUUUCGUUGACAUAUGCUGAUAAAGGUUUUAUUAAGACAUUGUGAUUUCUAACGUAAGAAUCUUGGGCCAAUAGCCAAUAUUGAGGCAUUCUGAUUUAAAUUGACAAAUCAAAACAAAUGUAUACAAAGCUAACUUCGUUAAUCUGUGUUCUCACUGGAAAAAAAAACAAAUUGUGCAAUUAUUGUAUAGUGUUCUAUAAAUCAUAGUUUAAGUA
Messenger RNA from Dreissena polymorpha, 3093 nucleotides. RefSeq lists its product as uncharacterized. Gene Ontology annotation, molecular function: zinc ion binding; ubiquitin-protein transferase activity. Gene Ontology annotation, cellular component: nucleoplasm; chromatin. The coding region runs from base 895 to 2589 and encodes 564 amino acids. The transcript has 3 exons. Gene Ontology annotation, biological process: positive regulation of DNA-templated transcription. The record is from RefSeq and is a predicted model, not a curated record. NCBI's taxonomy places the organism in Eukaryota, Metazoa, Mollusca, Bivalvia, Myida, Dreissenidae.